Myzus persicae (green peach aphid) is the source of this 3477-nucleotide messenger RNA. Its product is annotated as recQ-mediated genome instability protein 1-like. Lineage: Eukaryota; Metazoa; Arthropoda; Insecta; Hemiptera; Aphididae. Gene Ontology annotation, biological process: double-strand break repair via homologous recombination; resolution of meiotic recombination intermediates. The record is from RefSeq and is a predicted model, not a curated record. Bases 212 to 3382 code for a protein of 1056 amino acids. Gene Ontology annotation, cellular component: RecQ family helicase-topoisomerase III complex; nuclear body. The transcript has 14 exons.
UCAUGAUCAACAAUCAAAACCUUAUUACUUUCAUUAUUUUGACUGUUUUCCAUUUAUUUUUACAUUUUAUUAUAUUCAUAGACUAUAGUGUAUGAAAGAAAUGUGUUUUUGUUUAAAAUUGUAAUUGUAGAAGAGAACCAAGAAGCCUAGUUUUCUCUUGAUAUUUGUCCACGUCUACUAUUCAAGUACUAUCGGAAUAUAAACCUACACAAUGGCUAUUUCCAAUAUAGAAAUGCACAAGCGCAUAACUCGCCAUUUGGAAAAUUCUCAUAUUAUAAUAUCACCUGAAAAUGAAUGGUUUAAGCAAUGUGUGGAUUUUUUCAUUUCAGAUAAUCCAAAUUGUGAUGUAAAGGACUUGUCUGCAAUGGUAGUUGAACAAUUAAGUUUAUCCGAUUUUCAAGAAAUCGGAUUGUUUAGUUUACCAGCCAAUUUAAAUAAUUGUGAUAAAAAGGUUUUAACCGGAAAAUAUUGCCUUCAGGUAAAUACCAUUCUUAAUGUUGGCCAAUCGUGUUAUUCCCAAUACAAUAUAUUAGUAAAAAGAGAUACUAGUAAUACUGAAAUUGGUGAUGAUAAACCAGCGCCUUGGGAACCUAAGACACAUAGAAUGUUAAAAAUGAUGUGUUCUGAUGGUCAACAGGAUAUAGUGGCUAUGGAAUAUGAGUCAUUGCAAUGUCUUAAAGAACCAUUUAUACCUGGCUUCAAAAUCGUGGUUGUUGGACCAGUUGAAUAUAGAAAAGGAGUAUUACUAUUAAAAUCUACUAAUGUACACUUCAUUGGCGGCGAGGUCGAACAUUUGUUAAUAAAAAAUGCACCAUUAAAUGUUCUAUGUAGAGCCCUAAACAAACCGGAAUUAGAAAAUCCGUACAUAUUUUCAAAUAUUGAAGUAGAAAAUGCUGUUAUGGAAGUACAUGAACCAAGUGAUAUUAUUCCACCAAGACGGAUAGAAAAUGUAUCCACAGUUGGUAUAAGAGAACAAAAUUCUGUAAUACCCCCAACUAGUACAAAUCAAAGUAAUAAUACUAAUAGCAACCAUACUGGAAGUGGAAUUAUUACAUAUGACGAUUUUUUUGAUGGCGAUGAUGAUUUGUUGUACCUGACACAAAUGGCAGAAAUUGAAACAAAAUUCACUGAAUCCAAUAAUGUUUCAUUACAAACAUUUGGUACAGACCAAAAUAAUACCAAAGUCAAUAAAACUACAAUUGCAGUUCCUAAAAAUAAUAACAUAACAAAUAAGAAACCAGCAGUUACUGCAAAACAGACUAAAAUAUCUGAUAUGCUAGGUCCAAGUACUUCAACAGCAUUUAGAGGUUCAGUAGCUGAAUCAACUAGAUGUCAAAAUGAUAGAUCAAUAGAAAAUAAUAGCAAAAACGUUAAACAAAUAUCAGCAAAACGUAUCGCUAGUUCGCCAGUAUACACAGAAACUAAAAGGCCAUCAAUUGAACUGCCAAAACCAGAUGAUGAUUGGGGUGAUAUCGAUAUGGAUAUCGAUGUUUCAAACCCAUUGAUUAAGGUCCUAAAUUCUGCUUCUAUUAUAAAGAACUCAAAAAUACAAGUGAAACAAAAUGAAUGGAUAUGUUCUGGUAUCGUAAUGGAUGAAUCAAAACAUGAAGAAGCUGAGUUCUCAUCAGAAGUAUUGGAGCGUUUGAUUGGAAUUUCAUCCGAAGAAGUUCUUCAGUUGAAAAACAAUCCUUCAAACUGUGCUCCACUAAAAGAAAAAAUUGAAAAAGGAAUAAAAGGGGCAUAUAGAAAAUUGCACUUAUUCAAAGGCUAUAGAAAACAAACUUCUACAAUGAAUUAUUCAAACCCUGCCUGUUGUAUUAAGUCUUGUGACCAAACUGCGUGUUAUGUUUUUGAUUCAAUGUCCUAUGAUGAAUUAAAUACAUUUUGGAUAGUAUCUAAGAUCAACUUUAGACUCUUGAAUAAUGAGGAACAACCAUCGCAAAAUAUUUGUUUUUGCAAACCACAUUAUGAUCAGGUACUGUUAAUAAGUCAAUGUGAGUUGUGUGGUAAUCGAUCGAUGGAUAUGGUUACAUUACAAGACAAUGUGCGUGAAUGUCAAUUGAUUCUCAAUGAAGAUAAUAUUCCUAUUACAAUAAAAUGUGGCAUUCUUAUUUGUAAACCAUGUAAAUUGUAUACAUUAUUGCGAAAUGAUAAAACUAUAAAAAUCACAUGUGAAUUACAAAAGCACAUUGACGCUGUUAUAACAAGGAUUAAAAACAAAAAUAUAUCGAUAACAAAUGGAUUAGAAGGUAUUCAAUUAGCAAAAAAUGAAAUAAAUAUUAAAAAAAAAGAGGAAAGCAAUCAAUUAAUAAUGGUCAAAUUUCUUACACAAUAUAUAAGUAAUUUUUUCACUGCCGAUUCUUCUAUACCAUCUCAACUAGUGUCAUCAGUAUUAAAUCUCGAUGCUAUUAGAACACCACCACUGUUGGUAAGUGCAGAGGUAUUGAAAGUAAUGGAAACAUUUACAGUCCCUAUAACGGUGUCGAUAGAAACAGGACUGAGGAUAGAAAAACUGAUGGCGGUGUUAACGAAGGAUAAAUGGGAUGCGAAAUUCACUAUGGAAAAUUCAACAGCAUUAACAUUAAACCGAAAGAAGAAACGGACAUUUCUCGAUGAAAAUUCUUCUGUGCCAAGAACCAAAAAACCAAAAAUUCGUAGUGUUAAACCGACGACCCAUGUUGAUAAAGCUACGAUUGCUGAUUACAAAUCUUUGUAUAAUAACUCACCAGUCUUGGAACUGGCUCUAAGACCGUACCAUCCUGUAGUAGAUAAUAAAUAUGAGGAAACUCUAAAAACAUAUUCACGGAUAAAAAAACCAACUGACAUGUCAACAAUUCAAUUGCAUCAGAAUACGUUUAAUUCACAGUCUAUGCCACCGCCUAAUGAGUUUCCUGAGUUAAGUCGCAAGCGAGCUGGUCCAACAACAUUGUCGCCCACCACAUCAGGCAUGAAACAAUUAUCUAAAAAUCCUAACAUUUCAGUUGAUAAACCUACGAUUGCUGAUCACAAACCUUUGUACAAUAAAUCACUAGUUUCGACUAAUCGAACACGGUCAACGUCAUCACGUACUGAGUUUCCUGAGUUGAGUAGGCAACGAACUGGUCCAACCACAUUGUCAUCCACCAUGCCAGACAUGAUCCAACUAUUUGAAAAUCUUAAAAUUCCGUAUUCUAAUGAGAUGGAUUUUCUCACUCAUCUGAUUAACUUGGAAACAUGCCGUAGUCUGGGGACUUUAACUGUAGGAAACAAUAAAACCACACACCAUCGACGAACAUCUAAUACUGUAACCACAUCUCCUCAAAUCAUACACUGUUCUCCAGAACAUAAAGAAUCGCAAACAAUAUCACAUGCUGACGAUGAUGGCACUGACCUGUCAAACUAAUAGGCUAGUCGCUGGCUGGCAAUUGGUAUUAUAAUGUUCGGUUCGGUAUAUGAAAUAAUGUCAAGAAAUUACUUCAAGUGAAAAAUCAUUAAAAG